Molecule: messenger RNA, 1488 nt
Organism: Symbiodinium necroappetens
Lineage: Eukaryota; Dinophyceae; Suessiales; Symbiodiniaceae
Source: the annotation of a GenBank genome assembly
AUGUCGGGUCGGUUGCUUGAUGAGGGCAUGAACCAGGUGUCCGAUCGGAGAUGGCAGGUUAAGGUCCUUCCUCAUCCUGACAUCUCCACCAACGAUUCGGGCGAUCGUGUGACCAUCUCGGACUUCUUGGCGGGAGUGUGCCGGCCCCUCGAUUGCAAGGCCGUGAAGUCCGCCUCCGUGAUCAUGGACUCCCAUGUGGGCAUUGUGGAGUGUGGCAGUGCCAACACCCUUGGCAAACUUGUUGUCGAAGGCAAACUUGCCGAACUACCUCCACCCAUUCGUUUCUCCAUCAUGCCACCAGCAGCGAGCAAAGUAGACAUCAUCAUUGAGAACACAGGCGACGGAUGCAUGAAUGUUCUGAAGAUUCUCUACCUGGAGAAAACAGUUCCGUCAAAGGCUGCCAUGUCCUUUUGCAGCGGAACACCUCUCAUGCCUGUCUUCCGCAAUGGUCCUCAUAAAGCUCUGCAGUGGGCUUUGGGUAAAGUACGCGGGCAUCAUGUACAUCGGCAUUCGUUGCAAGACAAGCCGUCAGGCAACCUGACUCGGUCCACGUCAACAACUUGGUCCCCUGCGAGCGACGACCUAUCAGAAGGCAUCAAGUUCAUCAAUCUGCAUGCACCUGAAUGCGACGCCCGCAACGAGCAAACAUUUCGGAUCCUUACCCACAUUCGACCUGAGUCAGGACUUGGUCAAGCACAUUCUACCCCAUCUCUACUUCUCUACCCACUGCUACUUGCUACCGCGGUCGUGAUCGCAGGCAAUCCUGGGGUAGGCAACGUGCACCUCAAAUCCAAGAGGCUAUCUUUUUCGAGUGUGACGGUCGAUGAGGAUGGGACUGUCGAAGGCCGGUAUUGCGAUGCUCGACUUCUCCGCAAUCAGAUGAGAGCCUAUGCCUCCAAUGACACAGGCGAGGACCCGAAGGACACCAAACCAGGUGACACGACAUUGUCCACAGACUCUUUCAUGAAGUUGGUCCAUCCUCUCUUCGGCGAUGCUCAUCUCAAGGACAAGUUCGCAAUUCUCAAACGCAGUACCGUCCUGGUCUUCACUGAGUCUGCCUUGUACUUGCGUUUUCCCAGUGAGAACCCGGACUUUAUUAUCAUCCAUAGAAUUGUGAACAAUAACUUGCACCAAGACUUGCUUGACUUGCUUGAAGAAAAAUGCAAACCAAUCUACAAUAUGUUCAAGUCAGGCGUCCUCGUGUAUGCCCCUGAGUACCAGGCAAAGGAGAUGAUCAAGGCGAGCGUCGAGACCAUGUCCAGCUUCUCCUCACGAGAUGCGUAUGUGUCGCAUUGCAACACACAUGUGCAGACUUGGCUUCGCCCUACACGGCAUCUCCCGGCAUCUCCUGAAGAUGCAUCAGAUGAAGAUCCCAACGCUCAGCGUGCGUCGAUGGGCCUGCCUCCCGUCUUCCUGGCCAUUGGCAAUGGGCCCCGCCCAAAUCGCAUCAACGUGGCAGCUGACGCGGGCAUGACGGCAGACGAGGAG